AUGUCUGUAGUUCCUAUUCUGAUGAUGGGUCUGGCUGUGGCCUUCUGUGUGGCGUGGCGGGCUGCCGCAUCCCAGCAAAGCGGCUCUCUAGCUCUUCGGAGCGCGCACCAGUAUUUCUACGGCUCAGGGAACCGGGUCUUGCUCGGUGAAGGCUUCCGUAACCUCACGGGGGCUUCGAAGAUGCACUGCAGCAAGGAGUGCCUGUCGGACGACCGCUGCUUCUCGUUCAACUACUGGAACGGGACCGUGAGCCGGUGCGAGCUGAACGGGGCUUCAGCCACGCGUUUCCCGCUGGCUGUGAGAGGAUGGACGGGUGCCUACUAUUGUGGGCCAGAAAAGGGGCUAACUAACGCUUGUCAACUACGUGCGCCAGCUAAAUAUGUUUAUGGUCCUGUGUUUGUGUUUCUCUUGCAGCCACUUGAUGUUGCGAGGCUCCAGUUACUGGUUAAAGCCAAAGGAAACAGGGAGGUACCUGGUUUGACUGACCGCACCUAUGACACGCAGGCAUCGGCCUCUGCCGACUGCCAAACGGCCGACCAGCAUCUCUGCGAGUUGUGGGAAGUGGACCGGGCCUACGCGGCUGGGUACGCCGAACUUAUACUACCGGCAGACACCGAUAUCUGGUACGCUGUGCCGGACAGCCAGGCGGUGGUGAACGGGAACGAAGUCACUCAACACGGCCUGCCGAUGACAACCUCUUCCCCCGGCAUCUGUUGCCUCGGGUCGCAGCUCAGCCCCCAGUACCCCAUCAUCACCAGUGAGACCUACAGUCUCCAGGAUGUCGCCGGGCAAGCACGGGGCUGCUCCGCACUGGCCUCUCACCCGUGUUCGCUACCCGAGUUGAAGGCUGCUUACCUCAGCGGUUACCGUCCACCCAGCUCUUGGCUCUAUAGCGCUGUGCCUAACCGCGAUGUGCAGCUGUACAGUAACGGAUGUGGUGACUACACGGGCUCCGAGUGUUACGAAGAUGUCGUGGCAAACACACCCAGGCCAUUUGGUUCUUCUUCGGUGUUCUGUUGUCCAAAUCUUUACCAGUAACGUAUCCAGAUUUUUCAACCGGGGCGCCAUAUUGGUAAUUUUUCUGAAAAGGCAGUGAUGGAUAGUACGUGGAUUAAGGCGGUCUACCCCCCCCCCUCCCCAAUUGCACAACAUGCAUAAUCAUGCAGAAAAACGUAGCACA
Messenger RNA from Patiria miniata (bat star), 1180 nucleotides. RefSeq lists its product as uncharacterized. The coding region runs from base 1 to 1038 and encodes 345 amino acids. NCBI's taxonomy places the organism in Eukaryota, Metazoa, Echinodermata, Asteroidea, Valvatida, Asterinidae. The record is from RefSeq and is a predicted model, not a curated record. The transcript is spliced from 3 exons.